AUCCGAGCAACUCGGAUAAACACUACGAGUAGAAUUGUGAAUGUGUAGAUUUGUAUGAGCAGCUCGUAUAGUUUGGAAAUUUUAAAAAUGGCUCCCUCCAAGAAUAAACGAGCUGCUGUCGCGUUAAUAUUAUUAAAUAUUCUAAAAAAAAAGAAGAGAAAAGAAAAAGGUUACACAGAAUAGAAGCAUCUGGGUGAAACCACAUUUGCAAGAGCGUCACAGAGUGGGUAUUGAGAAAACUUUGCUCACUGAUUUACUAGCACAAGACGGAAACGAUUUUAAAAACUUUAUGCGCAUGGAUUAUGACACGUUUAUGAUGUUACAUGACAAGGUAAGUCUAGUACUUUGUUAUAAAAUAGCUUUUAAUGAUUAUUUUUAAAUUAAUUUUAAGGUUCGUUUAGACAUCGAAAAACAAGAUACUUACCAGCGAAGUUCUAUAAGUUCUGAGUUACGUCUUGCAAUAACAUUAAGCUUCCUUGCAACUGGAGAUAGCUACAGGUCCUUAGAAUACUUAACAAGAGUAUCAGCUUCUACAAUUAGUUUACUUGUCCCUCAUGUAUGUCAAGCUGUCUACUCACACUUGCAGCCAGAAUAUAUGAAGGUACCUUGCACUGAAGAUGACUGGAAAAAAAUUGCCGACGAAUUUAGAAACAAAUGGAACUUUCCCAAUGCUAUUGGUGCUAUAGACGGAAAACAUAUUGAAAUAGAAGCUCCCCCAAACGCAGGAUCUUAUUACUUUAAUUAUAAAGGCACACAUAGUAUCGUCCUUUUAGCUUUGGCAGAUGCAGAAUGUAAUUUUUUAUUUAUAGAUGUUGGGUGCAAUGGACGCAUGUCGGAUGGAGGUAUAUUCAAAAAUUCUACCUUAUAUAGAGAACUAUAUGAAGACCUGUUAAAUAUAUCAUCUGAUGAGCACCUUCCAAAUUGCGUCAAACCCGUACCUUAUGUUAUUUUAGGAGACGACGCGUUUGCUCUUUCAAAAAAUUUGCUUAUACCGUUUCCUAGGAGCAAGUUUCUUAGUGCAAAACAAAAAGUUUUCAAUUAUCGACUUUGUCGUGCUCGUUGAGUAGUGGGAAACGCAUUUGGAAUCUUAGCAUCACGCUUUCGCGAAUUUACGAAACCAAUUUGUUUAAAAGUCGAAAAUAUUGACAAAAUUGUCUUAUGU
Messenger RNA from Acanthoscelides obtectus, 1162 nucleotides. Lineage: Eukaryota; Metazoa; Arthropoda; Insecta; Coleoptera; Chrysomelidae. The record is from the annotation of a GenBank genome assembly.